Molecule: messenger RNA, 4862 nt
Organism: Mercenaria mercenaria
Lineage: Eukaryota; Metazoa; Mollusca; Bivalvia; Venerida; Veneridae
Exons: 2
Coding region: 590-1396 (268 amino acids)
Molecular function (GO): sequence-specific DNA binding
Source: RefSeq, a predicted model, not a curated record
CGACCGAGUAUUAAAGGCAUUUUUUGUAGGAAUAGAGGCAUAAAAUCAAAUGAAAAACAUGUACAGUCGAAAAAUAUGUUGAACUCGUUUUCAAAAGCUGAAAGUUUAAGCAUAAUAAUUACAUUUAAUAACGGAUGCUUGUGUUUAUCAUGAAUUUGCUGUAUAAAACCACACAUUCAAAAAGAAACUGUCUGAUUUUAUUCAACACACGAUCAAACAACUGCAAAUUAGUCAUAUGUUUGCUUUGCUAACAAUUGGUAAAGAUUUACAGCUUACGUUUCACACUAAUACUCUUACCUUUAUAUGCACAGUUAUGAAUUCCAGUAACACAGGGGUGUGUGAGGCGUGUAUGUAAACAAAUACUCACAACGAAACCAUUACCUGUCUUCGUAACGAAACGGCUCGCGGUUUGACAUCGUCAGCCACCAGUGGUUAAUAGUACUUCAUACAUAACGUGAUAUAAAUGGUGUACUUGUUUAUAGUCCUGUUCAAUAAGGGUUGUUAUCUCCCCUGAUUUAUUACUCCCCUUGCGAACUCUUCAGUGCCAAAAGAUAAGAUCAGCAUACAUCCAAAAUAUUGGGGAGCAAACAUGACAGACGGAAAUAGUGCUAAAUCUGAUAAAAAAACUGUAAAAUCACGGAGUUCUAAUAGACAUUAUUGUUGUGUGUGUAGCAAUUACAGAGGGAAAACUGUUGAUAAUAAAACUGUUACCUUACAUCGGUUUCCAGCUAACAAAAUACUUCAGAAUGCGUGGUUAAAACGUAUUAGGACUGUGAGUGCAAGGUUUGUAUUCAAUGAACGUAAUGAUCGUUUAUGUUCUGCUCACUUCAAAGAUGGAAUAUACGAUAGAAAGCUGGUAGAAAACAAUGUACCAUCCGUUUUCAUUCUACAGGAUGGCAGAGUAAAACAAUUUGAAGUUACUUCGAUCUGUAAUAAAGACACACAGAACGCUGAUCAAAACCCAGCAUUUGAGGAUACUGCGCAAGAGGACGAGGACUUCUUGAACUCACCACUGUUUUCCGCUCAUGUUUUGGAGUAUGUUUCUGUUAAAUUACAUGACUAUCAUGGAAACGUUAACGAGGACACAUUUUCUGUUCAUUUGAAUAAAGAAACUCAAACUGUAUCUUGUCAAGUGAAUUGUGCGAUUCAAACCGAGGUUGAAACCGAUAUACAGAAACCAAAGUCUACACGAUCAUUUGGUACGCAGACAGAUUUCAGUGUGAAAAUGUGUAAUAUAGGUGUUCAAGCAAGGCGACCGGACAUAACUAUCGAAGAUGUGAAAGGAAGUGAAAUGUGUAUGUUUUACACCGGUUUACCGAAUGUUUCAACAUUCAAUUUACGAGCCGAUCUCAUUAGACAUUUGCGAAUUAAGUCUACGUGGACUGUGAACACCUAAGACGAUCGAUUUUUCAAGGGGACCGUCUCAACAUGAUAAUUUUAAUUUAUGUUUGAUAGGAAAACAUUCCUAUAAUGAUGGUAAGGUCUGACUUAUUAUGUCACCGAACAGGAUAAGAUUUGGAUUUGUCUUUCCGUCCGUCUGUUCACCAGAGAAUUGUUUUGUUAUACAUAUCACAAAAAGUAUUUGAUCUAGCGUCAUAACACUUUCCUGAAAUGUUCUUUAAUAUUAUAAGCUUGGCAUCUGCGUCAAAGUUGAAAAGAUGAGCUAGUCUGAUCGCAAUUUAUCCGUAUUCCAUCGUCGUCGUCGUCCGACAUGAAAAAAUCUAAACAGGGUCAGCUGGGAUCAAAAUGUAGGCCAGUAGGUAAAUCAUUGUGAAAACUGUGGAAAACGUAAUAGCUUGCGUCUCCAUUCCUUUGUUGUUAUUAUAUGCCCAAGGGGACGUAUUUUGGGAUACAACAGGUGUUCAUCUGGCCGCCUGUCUGUCUGUGUGUCCGUCUGUCCGUUAGCAAUUUCGUGUCGACUCCGCUCUGUAACUCGUGAACCCCUUAAAGGAUUUUAAACAAACUUGACAAAUGUUCUCCACAUCAAGACGACGUGCCAGGUGGCUCGCUUUAAAGUCAAGGUCACACUUUGGUGUCAAGGUCAUAUGACUUUGUUUCAUGUCCGCUCUGUAACUCUUGAUCUGUUUGAGGGAUUUUAAAGAAACAGUGCACAAAUGUCCACCACAUCGAGAUAAGGUCAAUGUCACACUUAGGGGUGGGGUCAAAGGUCAUAUAACUUUGUUUCUAGUGCGAUGUGUAACUCUUGAACUGCUUGAAGGAUUUUAAAGAAACUUGGCACAAAUGUUCACCACAUUAUGACGACGUGCAGAGCGCAUGGCCCGCUUUAAUAGUUUUGGCGAUAUGUGUAGCAUAACUUCUCUCUGAUGGACAGAAACACGGAACAAGAGCUGUCCGUAAGACAGCGCGCUCGACUUUUCUCAGUGCUUGACUCUGAAUUAGAGCUUUGCCAGUAACAAAUUUCCGAGUUAAAUCGGGACAUAACUCUGUCAAAAUUCAAAUCAGAGUAACGGGGAUUGUUUCUCCGCGUGUAAACUGUGAUAGUAAAAAGCAUUUUAAGUUUUGACUUUAUCAAAGACUUAAACCAAAAAUUCUAGGUUAAAAAGGGGCAUAAUUAUAUCCAAAUUCAUAUCAGAGUUAUGGGGAUUGUUUCUCCUGGUGAAGCCUUUGAUGGUAAAUAAGUAUUUUAAGUUUCAAGUCAAUAGCUUUGAUAGUAACAGAGAUAUUUGACUUUAUCAAAAACUUUAACCAAAAAUUCUAAAUUAAAAAGGGGCAUAAUUCUGUCAAAAUUCACAUCAGAGUAAUGAAGAUUGUUUUUCCUGGUGUAGACGUCGAUAGUAAAUAACUAUUUUAAGUUUCAAGUCAAUAGCUUUGAUAGUAACAGAGAUAUUUUACUUUAUCAAAAACUUUAACCAGAAAUUCUAAGACAAAAAGGGGCAUAAUUCUAUCAAAAUUCAAUCAGAGUUACGGGGAUUAUUUCUCCUGGUGUAGACUUUGAUAGUAAAUAACUAUUAUAAGUUUCAAGUUAAUAGCUUUGAUAGUAACAGAGAUAUUUGACUUUAUCAAAAACUUUAACCAACUGCGACGCCGGAGCGAGUGAAAUACCUCUACUUUUUCUUCGAAAAGUCGAGCUAAAAACAGGUACAUCCGAAUUUAUAUCACCUACCGUAUAGUGAUGAUAUAAUAACCCAAACCCUAUUGCCGUUAUAAACUCUUUUUCUUACCGCGCAUAAAUUAAAAUUAUUAUGUUGAGACGGUCCCCUUGAAAAAUCUAUCGGCUUAGGUGUCCACAGUCCACGUAGACUUAAUUCGCAAAUGUCUAAUGAGAUCGGCUCCCACCCAAAGCCACUGUUGGCUGGAAAUACGUGAAGACUACACAAAUACUGAACAUUCCAAAUGAGAUUAGCGCAUGAUUUAGUGCUUCACAGUGUUGCCACAACUUGAGGCCAGCAACCAAGGUAAACACACAAGAAGUAUAUUGGGCUGUCUUAUUUCAACUUAUACAGUUGUUCUUUUAAUGUGAUUUAGACAAGAGCUGGUAAUCGGAAUACUCAUAGGCGUUUGUAACGUAAAAACACAUACUUCCAAAACUGUCAUUUUAAAAAUUAUACAUACAUAUUCAAAAUGAACGUUUCGACAAAGAUCAAAGCCAUAUAACGGAACAGUGAUUAGGACAAAGGUCAAAGAUGGAGAGCAACGUUCCGACAAUGCAGCCUCCCCAACACCAGAGAAUGUGAAUAAUUGACAAUUCCCCCCAAAAAGUGACAAAAUGAAACAAUUAGACUACUAUGUAAAAACAGACAAAUUAAGGCACAUUGUUUGGCACCGCCUUGGAACUACCACUUGGAGUUUUGAACGGUUUAAUGGUACACACCAAACCCCAUUUUUAAUCUCAACAGUGUUCUCAAGGUAUGGGACAAUGUAAAUAUAAGUUAUCACUCUCGGGUACAUCCCUAGAACGCAAUGGAAACAAACGGCACAAUAUGUAAACCACAAAGUCACUCGUGUAAAAUACAUAAAAAGGUAAAGCGGAAAAAAUAUUUACGCAUGUACUUAGUGCACUAAAAAGGAGAUGAACAAGAGAAACACCCUUUAGGACCUCAACGUACUGGUCAAAAGACAAGGGCAGUUCAGUCCCUGUGGGUUUUAAUAACUGCCUAUCAUUGGGUCUUCCACCUGCUCCGUCAGACACCGCAGCUCAAUCCCAGCGGGCUUUAACAACUGUCAACAAGUACAAAAGUUGCUGCAAGAUGCAGCAAAAGGAAACUCCGUGCCAACCAAAGCAGUGUAUGUAGUACUGAUAGAUUACGAGGUGAUAUAACGAUGCUGUAGACCCUAGGCAAACAGACAGUCUGAUGAUGUUUCAUGAAUGUUGGAGAAAGAGGCGUAAAACACACAGUCUGAAAGGAAAAAACAAUGUGGCUAUUUAGAUUACCGAUUGGCAUAAUUUAACCUUGAACUUUUAAGCCAUACAAAAGUAGAAUCAAGGACGUAAUAACGUUCUUGGUGAAAUUAACAAAAUUUUAUGAAAAAAUUCUUAGAAUACCUGUCAGGAUUCGAUAUUUUAUUCGUGUGUGUGAAAGUUUCAGUUUUUAAAUGUUGGACUAUAACAGCAUUAAAAAGUUAAGAAUGAUAAGUGUUUAUAAAAUACACUUGGGAUGACGAUAAGUAACUCUAAAAACGACUUUUAAAGUAUUGUAUGUAAAUUACCAAGGACGUAAAUGUCUUCUUCGAAUAACUGCAUAAAUAUAUGGAUCACUUUCUAAUGUACAUUUAAACAGAACUGCUUGGACAAUUCACACCUUCAAGCAUGUCUGGAUUUUGUCAUUUGUAUCAUUAUACAAUUUUAUAUGAAAGGUCCUUUUAUGAAAUUUUGUCGGUAGAUUAAAUCAGUAUGCAUGCUG